Pseudopodoces humilis (Tibetan ground-tit) is the source of this 8158-nucleotide messenger RNA. It is a transcript of the gene CIT, whose product is annotated as citron rho-interacting serine/threonine kinase. Gene Ontology annotation, biological process: protein phosphorylation; mitotic cytokinesis. Gene Ontology annotation, molecular function: ATP binding; protein serine/threonine kinase activity. Lineage: Eukaryota; Metazoa; Chordata; Aves; Passeriformes; Paridae. The record is from RefSeq and is a predicted model, not a curated record.
AUGUUGAAGUUUAAAUGUGGAGCCCGAAAUCCGGUUGAGGCAGGACCAAUGGAGCCCAUCACCAGCCGAGCCUCUCGGCUAAAUCUGCUCUUUCAGGGGAAGCCACUCUUUGUGACUCAACAGCAGAUGUCUACUCUCUCCCGGGAAGGCAUCCUUGAUUCAUUAUUUGUUCUUUUUGAAGAAUGCAAAAACCCUGCUUUAAUGAAAAUUAAACAUGUUGGCAACUUUGUCAAGAAGUAUGCAGAGGCUAUCGCUGAACUAAAGGAACUGCAACCCAGUGUGAAGGACUUUGAAGUAAAGAGUGUGGUUGGCUGUGGUCACUUUGCAGAUGUCAAAGUAGUGAGAGAGAAAGUCACUGGUGAUGUCUAUGCUAUGAAGGUGAUGAGCAAGGAGUCCUUGCUGGCGCAGGAGCACGUGUCAUUUUUUGAGGAAGAACGCAGCAUAUUAGCUCAGAGCACCAGUCCAUGGAUUCCACAAUUACAAUAUGCAUUUCAAGACAAGAAAAAUCUCUACUUGGUGAUGGAAUACCAGCCUGGAGGGGAUUUGCUGUCACUCUUAAACAGAUAUGAGGACCAACUGGACGAGAAUAUGGUGCAGUUUUACCUUGCAGAGUUGGUUUUGGCCAUUCACAGUGUCCAUCAGAUGGGUUAUGUCCACCGGGAUAUCAAACCAGAGAAUGUUCUUAUUGACCGAACAGGACACGUUAAACUGGUGGAUUUUGGGUCAGCUGCCAAAAUGACAGUAAACAAAACGGUCAAUGCCAGGCUCCCUGUGGGCACUCCUGACUACAUGGCACCAGAGAUGCUGACAGGGUUGGGUGGGGAUGGCAAAGCCUCCUACGGCCCCGAGUGUGACUGGUGGUCCCUCGGAGUCAUCGCCUAUGAAAUGAUUUAUGGAAGGACUCCCUUCACUGAAGGCACUUCAGCAAAAACUUUCAAUAACAUCAUGAACUUCCAGAGAUUUCUGAAGUUCCCAGAGGAUGUGAAAGUUAGCAGUGACUUUCUUGACCUGAUCCAGAGCCUGCUCUGUGGGCAGAAGGAAAGGCUGGGUUAUGAAGAUCUCUGCUGCCAUCCAUUUUUUUCUAAAAUUGACUGGAACAAUAUCCGUAAUUCUCCUCCCCCCUUCGUUCCUACUCUCAAGUCUGAUGAUGACACCUCAAAUUUUGAUGAACCAGAGAAGAAUUCGCGGGUUUUAUCCUCUACGCGCCAGUUGAACCCAGCAGGAUUCUCUGGGGAAGAUUUGCCGUUUGUGGGGUUUUCAUUCAUCAAGGCUUUGGGGAUACUCAGAUCAGAAUCUGUUUUUUCAAGUGUGGAUUCCCCAGCCAAGGUCAGCUCCAUGGAAAAGACACUUCUUCUCAAGAGCAAAGAACUCCAAGACGCCCAGGACAAGUGUCACAAGAUGGAGCAGGAAAUGACGCGGUUGCACCGGAGAGUGUCAGAGGUGGAGGCUGUACUUAGCCAAAAGGAGGUGGAACUGAAAGCCUCUGAGACCCAGCGAUCCCUCCUGGAGCAGGACCUGGCCACCUAUAUCACAGAAUGCAGUAGCUUAAAGCGAAGCCUGGAGCAGGCACGGAUGGAGGUGUCUCAGGAAGAUGAUAAGGCACUACAGCUACUUCAUGAUAUCAGAGAGCAAAGCCGAAAACUGCAAGAGAUCAAAGAACAGGAAUACCAAGCUCAAGUAGAAGAAAUGAGGCUGAUGAUGAAUCAGCUGGAAGAGGAUCUGAUCUCGGCUCGCAGGCGCAGCGAUCUCUACGAGUCAGAGUUGAGGGAGUCCCGCCUGGCAGCUGAGGAAUUCAAACGUAAAGCUGCCGAAUGCCACAACAAGCUGCAAAAGUUACAGGUUAAAGAUCAAGGGAAAAAUGAGGCAGGAGAGUUGUAUACCAAACUGGAAAAGAUCAAUACGGAGCAGCAGGCCAAAAUCCAGGAGCUUCAGGAAAAGCUGACAAAGGCUGUGAAAGCCAGUUCAGAGGCAACUGAGCUCCUGCAGAAUAUCCGUCAGGCAAAGGAGAGAGCUGAGAAGGAGUUGGAGAAACUUCAGAACAGGGAAGAUUCUAAUGAAAGCAUGAAGAAAAAAUUGCUUGAAGCAGAGGAACGGCGCCAUUCCCUGGAGAAUCAAGUGAAGAGAUUAGAGACUGUGGAACGUAGAGAAAACCGCCUAAAAGAAGAUAUUCAAACUAAAUCUCAACAGAUUCAACAGAUGGCAGAAAAAAUUCUGGAGCUGGAGGAAAAGCACCGUGAGGCUCAGAUCGCAGCACAACAUCUGGAGUUGCAGCUGAAACAGAAGGAGCAAUUCUAUGAGGAGAAACUCAAAGUGUUGGAAAAUCAGAUGAAGAAGGAUCUUGCAGAUAAGGAAGCACUUGAGAAUAUGCUCAGAAGACAUGAAGAAGAAGCACGUGAGAAAUGCAAAGUCCUGGCUGAACAAAAGGCGAUGAUCAAUGCAAUGGAUUCGAAGAUCAGGUCACUGGAGCAGAGAAUUGUGGAAUUGUCUGAGGCCAACAAGCUGGCAGCAAAUAGCAGCCUCUUUACCCAGAGGAACAUGAAAGCCCAAGAGGAGAUGAUUUCAGAGCUCAGGCAACAGAAGUUCUACUUGGAAACACAAGCUGGAAAGUUGGAGGCCCAGAAUCGAAAAUUAGAAGAGCAAUUGGAAAAGAUGAGUCACCAAGAUCACACUGACAAGAACCGCCUGCUGGAGUUGGAGACACGGCUGAGAGAGGUUAGUCUAGAGCAUGAAGAGCAAAAGCUGGAGCUGAAGAGGCAGCUGACAGAGCUGCAGCUGACCCUGCAGGAGCGGGAAUCCCAGAUCACUGGGCUGCAGGCUGCACGGACAGCCCUGGAGAACCAGCUCCGCGAGGCCAAGACUGAGCUGGAGGAGACCACAGCUGAGGCAGAGGAGGAGAUUCAAGCUCUCACGGCACAUAGAGAUGAAAUCCAGCGUAAAUUUGAAGCCCUUCGUAAUAGCUGCACAGUGAUUUCAGAUUUGGAAGAGCAGCUGAACCAGCUCACUGAAGACAAUGCAGAGCUGAACAACCAGAAUUUCUUCCUGUCCAAACAACUUGACGAGGCCUCAGGGGCCAAUGACGAGGUUGUCCAGCUGCGGAGCGAAGUCGAUCAUCUCCGCCGAGAGAUCACUGAGAGGGAGAUGCAGCUGACCAGCCAGAAACAAACUAUGGAGGCCUUGAAGACAACAUGUACGAUGCUGGAAGAGCAAGUAAUGGACUUGGAGGCCCUGAAUGAUGAACUCCUGGAGAAAGAGCGCCAGUGGGAAGCAUGGAGAAAUGUUCUAGGGGAUGAGAAGUCCCAGUUUGAAUGUCGAGUUAGAGAGUUGCAGAGGAUGCUGGAUACUGAGAAACAGAGCAGAGUGAGAGCAGAUCAGCGUAUUACUGAGUCUCGCCAGGUGGUAGAACUGGCUGUCAAGGAACACAAGGCAGAGAUUCUGGCCCUGCAGCAAGCACUCAAGGAACAAAAACUCAAAGCAGAGAGCCUUUCUGAUAAGCUCAAUGACCUGGAGAAGAAGCACGCCAUGCUGGAGAUGAACGCCCGCAGUUUACAGCAGAAGCUUGAGACAGAAAGGGAGCUCAAGCAGAGGCUUCUGGAGGAGCAGGCAAAGCUGCAGCAGCAAAUGGAUCUGCAGAAGAAUCACAUCUUCCGCCUGACUCAAGGUCUGCAAGAGGCUCUGGACCGAGCAGAUCUUCUGAAGACUGAAAGAAGUGACCUGGAAUAUCAGCUGGAAAACAUUCAGGUUCUCUAUUCCCAUGAAAAAGUGAAAAUGGAGGGCACUAUUUCUCAGCAAACUAAACUCAUUGAUUUCCUGCAGGCAAAGAUGGACCAACCAGCAAAAAAGAAAAAGGGCCUGUUUAGUCGGCGGAAAGAGGACCCUUCUUUACCCACACAGGUUCCCCUGCAAUACAAUGAGCUGAAAGUGGCACUGGAGAAGGAGAAGGCUCGUUCUGCUGAGCUGGAGGAGGCUCUACAGAAAACACGCAUUGAACUCAGAUCUGCUCGUGAAGAAGCUGCUCAUCGGAAAAUAUCCGACCACCCUCACCCCUCCACCCCGGCCACAGCCAGGCAGCAGAUCAUCAUGUCUGCCAUAGUGCGCUCCCCAGAGCACCAGCCCACGCCCAUCAGUCUGCUGGCUCCCCCCUCCAGCCGCAGGAAGGAAUCCUCCACACCAGAGGAGUACAGCCGGCGCCUGAAGGAGCGAAUGCACCACAACAUCCCCCAUCGCUUCAACGUGGGGCUCAACAUGAGGGCCACCAAGUGUGCCGUGUGCCUGGACACGGUGCACUUCGGCAGGCAGGCCUCCAAGUGUCUGGAAUGCCAAGUGAUGUGUCACCCAAAAUGCUCAACUUGCUUGCCAGCUACUUGUGGGCUGCCAGCAGAAUAUGCCACGCACUUCUCGGAAGCGUUCUGCCGGGAUAAGAUGAAUUCCCCUGGCCUGCAGCUGAAGGAGCCAAGCACCAGUCUGCGUCUUGAAGGGUGGAUGAAAGUGCCAAGGAAUAAUAAACGUGGGCAACAGGGCUGGGACAGGAAGUAUAUUGUCCUGGAAGGAACCAAAGUGCUCAUUUAUGAUGCAGAAGCAAGAGAAGCUGGACAGAGGCCUCUGGAGGAAUUUGAGCUCUGCCUUCCUGAUGGUGAUGUAACUGUUCAUGGAGCUGUAGGAGCUACUGAGCUUACCAAUACAGCAAAGACAGAUGUGCCAUAUAUCCUAAAAUUGGAGUCUCAUCCACACACCACUUGCUGGCCUGGUAGAACACUCUACCUGUUAGCACCCAGCUUCCCUGACAAACAGCGCUGGGUCACAGCACUGGAAUCAAUAGUGGCAGGUGGGAGAGUUUCCAGAGAAAAAGCUGAGGCUGAUGCUAAACUGCUGGGGAACUCCCUGCUGAAGCUGGAGGGUGAAGACCGUUUGGAUAUAAAUUGCACAAUGCCCUUCAGUGACCAGGUAGUACUGGUGGGUGCAGAAGAAGGUCUCUAUGCCCUGAAUGUACUGAAGAAUUCCUUAACGCACAUCCCAGGAAUGGGAGCUGUCUUCCAAAUUCACCUCAUCAAGGAUCUGGAGAAGCUGCUCAUGAUAGCAGGAGAAGAAAGGGCUCUGUGUCUUGUUGAUGUAAAGAAAGUGAAGCAGUCUCUAGCCCAGUCUCACCUCCCAGCCCAGCCUGAUGUCUCACCAAAUGUCUUUGAGGCUGUCAAAGGAUGCCACCUUUUUGCUGCUGGAAAAGUUGAGAACAGUCUUUGUAUCUGUGCAGCCAUGCCCAAUAAAGUGGUGGUUUUGCGGUACAACGAGAGCUUGAGCAAGUUCUGUAUCAGAAAGGAGAUUGAAACCUCUGAGCCUUGCAGCUGCAUCCAUUUGACCACUUACAGCAUCAUCAUUGGAACCAACAAGUUCUAUGAAAUUGAGAUGAAGCAGUACACACUGGAGGAGUUUUUGGAUAAAAAUGACCACACUUUGGCCUCUGCUGUGUUUGCUGCUUCCACCAACAGUUUCCCAGUCAGCAUCAUCCAAGUGAACCCAGCAGGGCAGAGGGAGGAGUAUCUGCUGUGUUUCCAUGAGUUUGGUGUCUUUGUGGAUUCCUAUGGAAGACGCAGUAGGACAGAUGACCUGAAAUGGAACCGCUUGCCCUUAGCUUUUGCCUACAGGGAGCCCUAUCUGUUCGUGACCCACUUCAAUUCCCUUGAAGUGAUCGAGAUUCAGGCACGAGCUUCUCUAGGAACUCCAGCACGAGCCCACUUGGAGAUCCCAAACCCGCGGUACCUCGGGCCUGCAAUCUCCUCUGGAGCGAUCUACUUGGCCUCCUCCUACCAAGACAAGCUAAGGGUGAUCUGCUGUAAGGGCAAUCUGGUGAAGGAGACCAACAACGAGCAGCAGCAGCAGCAGCAGCAGCACCACAGAGGCUCCUCUGCCACGCGCAGCAGCCCGAACAAGAGAGGCCCUCCCACGUACAACGAGCACAUCACCAAGAGGGUGGCCUCCAGCCCAGGGCCCCUGGAAGGGCCCAGCCACCCCCGGGAGCCCAGCACCCCUCACCGGUACCGCGAGGGCCGCACGGAGCUGCGCAGGGACAAGUCCCCGGGGAGGCCUCUGGAGAGGGAGAAAUCUCCGGGCCGGCUGCUGAGCACGCGCAGGGAGCGCUCCCCAGGACGACUCUUCGAGGACAGCAGCCGAGGGAGGGUGCCUGUGAGUGGGACCAGAACUCCUCUUGCUCAAGUCAAUAAGGUCUGGGACCAGUCUUCAGUGUAAGUCUCAGCUAGACAAAGUUACUCAUCUUGACCUGCAGGAAAAAAAGGAAAUAUACUGAGUAUAUGCACUCCAUCUGUCUGCAGCCCAGUUCCCAAACAGCAUUCCUGGGCCAAAGCUCACUCCGCAGUGGGAGCCGUGACGCUUUCCAAGACCGUUUGCAGCUCAGUUAAUUUCUCUGCACUUUCCUGCACUCCUGUUUUUGCACUUUGUACUACUGUUACUCUUUCAAGCAGUUCAUGAACUUUUUGUAUCCACUUUAGUCCCUAGUAGUUCAUCCAGGAAAUGGGACUCGUGUCCUACCCCAGGUCAUCACUGUGGUUAGCACCCCUUAACAGAGAGUUGGUCAUAGUUCUGAGACGUGCUGGGAUCCCCUGAUGGCCUGGAAACAGAAGGGCCAAGGUGAGUGAGUCUUUCAAUAGGAGCUGUGGUUGGAUAUUCUCCACAGAACACAAGAAAAAUUUCUUCUGAUUAGCCUGUUCACCUGCCACUUCUGAAAGUUAUUUUGUUCUCACUAAAAUCGCUUUAGAGCAGCUCUGAUGGGGAGGGAAGACCCCUGCUUUAACCAACGCCCCUGCCCGGCCCUAAGACAAAGUGCAUUACCUAUAAGCUACUGGGUUGUAAGACUUUAUCCAGGUCUUCUGCAUGACAGUUCACUGCAUGCUGCUGCACCAUCACUGGCUCUCCUUUUAGGUUGCUUUGCUGAGUAGUGUAUUGUACCUCACUUGUAAAUUAACUGAAAACUUUAGAUCACGCUGCAAAAUAGCCGUUAAUUACUCUGGAAAUUAGGCACCGAAGAGUUAACAAGCCUUAUUCUAUGACAAGAAUUACAGUCACACUUGUGUUCUCCUCUCAGCACUGGACAUGGUCUCUUCAGCAAUGAGUCCUGCCAGCCUCAGCUCCCCAGGGGGAGCAGCCCGGGCUGGCUCCUCCCUUGAGCUGUAGCUUGUCGUGCAAUCAGAUCCGGUGUCUUGGCACAGGACACCCACAGGGAGCAGCUUUGGCAGUCGCUGACACACCUUCGCUUCCCCGUGUUUGACCUCGAGCCUUUUAUUGCUUCCUAUUCUCUUCUGCUGUGAACAUGAAGCAGAGAGCAAAUGAUUUUCAAAGCGGGUUUUGACCAUUCACUCUGCAAUAGCAACAUUCUAAGUGAACAACCAUGUUCUUUACAACUGGAAAGAGCAAAACUGCAUCCAAUCUUCCCUUGGAGCCACACUUAACUUCUGCUAGUCCCUUGCAAGCCUGUGCUAACCUGUUCUAGAAUAACCCAUCAAAAUUCCAAUGCCUUGUCAGUGUCCUUUGGCGAGUUUCAUGAAUAUUGUAUUCUGUUCUCUUGUCUGUUGGGUUAUUUUCAGUCAGAUGAUUUGGCAGGAAAUUUGCUGAAAGUUUUUGUCUCCUGGUCUGAAUAUUUUGAAAGGUCACUGAGAUCAGUCUUUAAAUCUUUGCAUCUCAUGGAAGAUCUUCAAGACCUCAGAAAUGGGCUUGUUGAGUCCUGAAAGUGUAUAUCUUGUGUCUUGUUUGUGAAAUGCUUCCUGCUAUAGAAAUAGCUCAAAGGACUGUACAUAUUUACAAGAAACUUUAUAUUCGUAACAAAAGGGAAUUGAAUUGGUUUCUACUUUUUUAUUGUAAACUGUGCGUUUUUCAACACUGGCUUUUUGUUUUACUGGUGGUUGUGGACAGCCAUCUUCAGACACUGGAGGGGUCUCGCCUCAGUCCUCCUCGCACCCAUGAAGAAAUAUUGUAACAUUAACUUGCAAUUGAAGCUUGUUAGCAUAAAUGAGGUUUUAGGUCUCUAAAAGUACAGGAUUUUUCUUCAUUACCUUUUUAUUAUUGACAAGGGAGGGAACCAGAGGGACAGUUCAAAGCUCCACCUGGAAAGUACUGAACUUUGUUGUUGAACAAUAACCAAAUAAAACAAAUAACU